Molecule: messenger RNA, 1358 nt
Organism: Drosophila subobscura
Lineage: Eukaryota; Metazoa; Arthropoda; Insecta; Diptera; Drosophilidae
Gene: Fsn
Product: F-box/SPRY domain-containing protein 1
Exons: 3
Coding region: 214-981 (255 amino acids)
Biological process (GO): proteasome-mediated ubiquitin-dependent protein catabolic process; synapse assembly involved in innervation
Cellular component (GO): SCF ubiquitin ligase complex; synapse
Molecular function (GO): protein binding
Source: RefSeq, a predicted model, not a curated record
UAUUUUCCGCCUAGGUCUUUUACGGUCCCACCGCGAGUCAAAUAAUAAAUUAAGCAGAAAUUUGAUGAUAAAAAAAAUGGUUAAGCUAGCCUACACUAAUAAACCGAGAAGAACACCUACGGAGAUUUAACAAGACCGAGUUAAAGGAGCUAUAGCACUUGCGGUAGAAGCCAAAGCAGAGCGAGGACACUAUCGACUCCAGACAACAACAAAAUGGUCGAUCGUGUGGCAGCUCUGUGCAAUUAUAAUGUCUUGGAGGUAGUAUUUUCGUACCUGGACCUCAACGACUUGGGCCGAUGUUCGCAAGUCUGCAAAAGCUGGUUCCAUUUCCUAAACGACGAGAACAGCGACGUCUGGCGGUGGCACUGUCUGAACAAGCUGCCAAAGGAAGUCACCAAGUCGGAGCUGCUGUCGCCCGUCCCCACCUACAAGACAAAGCUGCGAGCGUUCUUUCACUCCUGGAAUCCCAGCGACUGCUCGCGCAAUGUGUACAUUAAGCCGAAUGGAUUCACCCUGCAUCGGAACCCCGUGGCUCAGAGCACAGAUGCUGCGAGGGCAAAAAUCGGCUUUCGACACGGACGCCAUGCCUGGGAAGUGAUCUGGGAGGGUCCCCUCGGAACGGUAGCCGUAAUUGGAAUAUCCACGAAGGAGGCAGCCCUGCAAUGCCACGGCUAUGUGGCCCUGUUGGGGUCCGAUGAUCAGAGCUGGGGCUGGAACCUGGUCGAGAACCAUCUACUGCACAACGGCGACAUGCAAGGAGGUUAUCCAUUGUUGAACAAUGCGCCCAAAUACCAGGUGGGCGAGCGGAUACGCGUCAUAUUGGACUGUGAUGAUAAUACUUUAUCGUUUGAGAAGAACUACGAGUUUCUGGGCGUGGCCUUUCGAGGUUUGCCCGAUAAAAAGCUUUUUCCCACAGUAUCUGCUGUCUAUGGCAACACUGAGGUGUCUAUGGUCUAUUGUGGCACCCCCUUAGACGGUUAGCUAAGUCAUAAGCAGAUGCAGUGCAGCCUUAAUUGCGUACAAUUUGUUUAACAAAUUCAAUGGAUCCAUAUAGAUUUAUCUUUUAUCUGUACAUGUACUCUCGAUUAUGUUUUUAAUCAUUCCACAUGCGACUCAGUUUGAUAUCUUAAAUAUAGUUUCUAGGUUCGUUUUUGUACAAAAAUUAAGCAUUUUGUUGAGUUUAUACCACGCCACGCCAAAGUUCAAAUCCACCACCGCACUAUCCUCGAACGGCAAUAUUUACGUUAGUUAUACGAACCAAAUGAUACAUAUAUUAUAGCAGCCAACCAAUUCAGCAAUGUUUGUAUGUACAUCCCGAUCCUAAACAUUUGCCCAAAUAAACAGAAUACUGAACUAAA